Mesocricetus auratus (golden hamster) is the source of this 1621-nucleotide messenger RNA. RefSeq names its product suppressor APC domain containing 2 (gene Sapcd2). The record is from RefSeq and is a predicted model, not a curated record. Bases 90 to 1265 code for a protein of 391 amino acids. NCBI's taxonomy places the organism in Eukaryota, Metazoa, Chordata, Mammalia, Rodentia, Cricetidae. The transcript has 6 exons.
AGCAGCUAUUGUGGUGGCGGGGCGCGCGCGCCGUGCAGGUCCCGCCUUCUGGUCCUGUGGGGACCGACGCGGAUGGAAGCUGGGUGCCCAUGGCCGUGGCAGCGAUGGCCGAGCGUGGCCGCCUGUCGCACGCCGCGCCCACGCCUAGCACCGAGGGGCUACCGCGAGCUUUUCUCCAGAGCUUGCGCACCCUCUUCGACAUCCUGGACGACCGGCAGCGCGGCUAUGUGCACUUGCGCGAGAUCGAGUCCCGCUGGCAGGGUGCAGACGCACGCGAGCUGCCCUGCGGCGUGCUCGAGGGCCUGCGCCAGGUGGCCCCGGCCAGUGGCUACCUAACCUUCGAGCGCUUCGUGGCGGGCUUGCGCACCUCGCUGCUGAACGCCAACGGCGGCCGGAGGGAUCAGGCACGUGUCGCUCCCCGGUCUGGGGACCAGCCUACGCUGCAGCAGCGCCUGAUGUUCAUACCCGCCGACGAGCCGCGGACUGUCCUGGAGAGGAAGCCUCUGCCCCCGAGUGCGCGCCCCGCGCCUGCUGGCCCUAGUGGCACCUCCCGGAACCCUGAGCUAUUGUGUGUCCCGGCAGAGGCUGCACCCUCUCCCGAGGAGCCCGAGCGGCCCCUGAGUAAGGCGCUGGCGCGGAGUCCUAGCGCGGACGCGAGUGCAGCAGCCUGCAAGACGCUGGACGUAGGCACAGGUGAAACGCGGCCGGCUCCACGGGCCCGAGGCGAGCGUCGAAGGCAUACCAUCACCAACGGUGUGGACUGUGGUCUGUUGAAGCAGAUGAAGGAGUUAGACCAGGAGCAGGAGGUGCUGCUGCAGGGCUUGGAGAUGAUGGCUCGGGGCCGCGAAUGGUACCAGCAGCAGCUGCAGCGUGUGCAGGAGCGCCAGCGCCGCCUGAGCCAGAGCAGAGCUGGAGCUGACUUUGGGACUGCGGGGAGUCCCCUCCCUCUGGGGAGGUUGCUGCCCAAAGUCCAGGAGGUGGCCCGGUGCCUGGGGGAGCUGUUGACUGCAGCCUGUUCUGGCAGAGCUCUGCCCUCGUCUUCUUUGGGGCCCCUGGGUCCCACCUCUCCCUCAACACCAGUGUGGCAGCAGCAGACCAUCCUCAUGCUGAAAGAACAGAACCGGCUUCUCACUCAGGAGGUGACUGAUAAGAGCGAGCGCAUCACUCAGCUGGAGCAGGAGAAGUCUGCACUCAUCAAGCAGCUGUUUGAGGCCCGGGCUCUCAGCCAGCAGGAUGCUGGGCCCCUGGACUCCACUUUCAUCUAGCUCGUGGUACCCCUCUAGGACAUGCACACAGACUUAGCCUCAGCUCCAUGGCACUGCUGUGAGCCCGGCUUAGCCCUCGGAGCCCUUGAGGGGGCACCUGCCUCCUCUCUUGUGGUCCGAACUGUCCUGAGGCUUGCCCCAGGCUGGCCUGACACUACAUGGUGGGUGCUACUCAAAGUACUGCUCUGUGGUGCCCAAAGCUGCUACUUCCAUUGUCAGUGGAUGGCAGAGGACCAUUCCUCCUGUUUAUCUGAUUUUAGGCAGCCCUGAACAAAGAAGGGGGCAUGUUUACAGUCGUCCUGUCCCCUCGUGUAGGGCUCCCUGGGAUCCUGGUAUUUAGUAAAAAGUACUGGUCA